This is a messenger RNA of Rubroshorea leprosula, 1380 nucleotides long. NCBI's taxonomy places the organism in Eukaryota, Viridiplantae, Streptophyta, Magnoliopsida, Malvales, Dipterocarpaceae. The record is from the annotation of a GenBank genome assembly.
UCUUAGAGCCCCUUUCCCUGUUACCCAGUGUUGAACCUGUUUUGGGUUUUUCUUUCUAAAAUUAAGGAAUCAAAAUGGUGAGGAACCAACUGUACAUAAACGUGCCUAGUGUUUUCCGGUGCCCAAUCUCGCUGGAUGUGAUGAAGUCUCCGGUGAGUCUCUGCACUGGCAUUACGUACGACCGCUCUAGCAUCCAGCACUGGCUGGAAUCUGGACACGAUACCUGUCCGGCCACCAUGCAGGUCCUCUCCUCCAAGGACUUUGUCCCCAACCUUACUCUUCACCGUCUGAUUAACCUCUGGGUUCAGUCUGCCACUCGCAGGCCGGAAUCUGAGUCUUCGGCGAUCUCAGAGGAGGCGGUUAAGGUUUUGAUGGAGAAGAUUGAAAGAAAGAGCUGCGUUGAUUCGUUGACUAAGAUCGAGGAGUUUGUUAGCUCUUGUGAAGAUAAUCGGAAGUUUCUGAUGAGAUUUGGUGGUUUUGUUGAGGUGAUUGCUGGUGUUUUGAGGAGGAAUUCCGUCGAGAUCGUGGCUCUGAAGCUGGUGGUUAGUGUUUUAAAUUCGAUUUUGAGCGAAAAUGGAGUCAAAGAACGGUUGAAUGGAUUGAUCCUCAAAAGCAAUCAAGAAUUCAAUUGCUUCUCCUCAAUCAUCUCAAUUUUGCAAAAUGGAAACCAGAAAUCUCAGAUCCAAUCGGUCCGAUUGCUGGAAUCAAUCGCACUCGACGACCAAUCGAAACGCAAAAUUGCCGAGGUGCCGAACCUCUUUCCGCUCCUCUUGCACCGCCUCAGAACCAACUCCGAUCCCGACCUAAACGACACCGUUUUUUCUCUGUUAAUCACCGUCUCCAUUACUCGCGACGCCAAAUCCGAACUCGUCCAAAACGGCAUCGUAGCACUCCUUUCGAACUUCUUAGCCGACAAGAACAACAAAAGCCACGACAAGGCGAUGAAGCUGCUGGCAAGGGUGAGUAGUUGUAGCGAAGGGAGAAUGGCGAUAAGGGAGGACCCGAAAUGCGUGACUAGGGUGGCGGAGAUGCUGUUGAAGGUAUCUAAAACGGCAGCGGAGGAUGCGGUUUUGGUGCUGUGGAGACUGUUCUCGGCGUACAAAGAUGAGAGGGUGAAGGAGGCGGUGGUGAAGAGCAAUGCGGUGGCGAAGUUACUGCUGCUUAUGCAGAGGGAAGACGAAGGGUUGAUAAGGAAAAAGUGUGGGGAGUUGAUCAAGGCAGUGAUGGCGGGAUGCAAGGACGAGUGUUUGGCUAGUUAUCAAACCAAAUCCGCCCAUAUCAUGCCCUGUUGAUUCAACUGUAAUUGCAGAACAAAUUACAGAUUUUUGUCUUUUUUUUUUUUCACACAAGAAAGAGUUAAAGUAAAUUCAAAGUAUUCUU